This is a messenger RNA of Ilyonectria robusta, 1102 nucleotides long. Its product is annotated as nucleophile aminohydrolase. NCBI's taxonomy places the organism in Eukaryota, Fungi, Ascomycota, Sordariomycetes, Hypocreales, Nectriaceae. Gene Ontology annotation, cellular component: proteasome core complex; cytosol; proteasome core complex, alpha-subunit complex. The transcript is spliced from 4 exons. Bases 255 to 1010 code for a protein of 251 amino acids. The record is from RefSeq and is a predicted model, not a curated record. Gene Ontology annotation, biological process: ubiquitin-dependent protein catabolic process.
CUCAGUUGGAUCGGUACGUAGCUUUUAUUCCAACCUCAGGUAUCCAUCCCGCCGCCUAGCACAACCAGCCAGCAGCGAGAGCUAACGCGGCGCGGCUGUGCCUGGAGCUGAGUUGCAACGACGUAACGAAUCUCAACUCCAAACCUCCACUUCCACCACCGCAGCUCUCUUCCUCGCUCCACGAACCUUCGAAUUUCGCCCAGAGCUUGCUUUCCCAUCGUAACGUCACUUCUCUUCCACCCCCCGACUUUACCAUGUCUCGCCGUUACGAUUCCCGAACAACCAUCUUCUCACCAGAGGGCCGCCUGUACCAGGUCGAAUAUGCCCUAGAAGCCAUCUCCCACGCCGGAACCGCCAUUGGCAUCCUGGCCAAGGAUGGCAUUGUCCUGGCCGCCGAGCGAAAGGUCACUUCGAAGCUGCUGGAGCAGGACACUUCGGCCGAGAAGCUCUACAUCCUCAACGAUAACAUGAUCUGCGCCGUCGCAGGCAUGACCGCCGAUGCCAACAUCCUCAUCAACUACGCCCGACAAGCUGCCCAGCGCUACCUCCUCACCUACAACGAAGACAUCCCCUGCGAGCAGCUCGUCCGCCGGCUGUGCGAUCUCAAGCAAGGUUACACGCAGCAUGGUGGUCUGCGACCUUUCGGUGUCUCUUUCAUCUACGCCGGCUGGGACCCUCGGAGACAGUUCCAGCUCUACCUCAGCAACCCAUCAGGCAACUAUGGCGGUUGGAAAGCCACCAGUGCGGGAGCCAACAAUGCGAGUGCUCAGAGCUUGUUGAAGCAGGACUACAAGGAGGACUGCACACUCGAGGAGGCUUGCGGUAUGGCCGUUAAGGUCCUGAGCAAAACUAUGGACUCGACUAAGUUGAGCAGCGAGAAGAUCGAGUUUGCGACAGUGGGACAAACCGAGGACGGUAAAAUCUACCACCGGCUGUGGAGUGCCGAUGAGAUCACGGCACUGUUGAAGGAGCAUGACUUGGCCAAGACUGAAGAUACCGAGGACAAGUAGAGGCAAUAGAUUUUUUGAUAGAUGGUGGAGGGGAAACCGGGCCAUCCUACAUCGCCCCUGUAACAAUAAUAUCAUGGAAUGACCAAAACAUG